AUUAAAACCCCCUAUUAAAUAUAGUAACUGAACCCUAAGCCACUAAUUUAUUUUCCUCUUUUAAACCCUAUUUUUAACCAAAACAGAUAAUAUAUAAACGAACCCUUGCUACUCCCUUCAAUAAUCAAGCUAAGCUUGGUUUCGGUAUUCAUACAUUGACGAGAAGAAGAAAAGGGAGAAAUAAACAAAACCCCUUUUCUUUUCGAAUAAAAAAACCAAUAACAAAAUAAUAAAAAAAUGGGUUUGAGAAACACAUCUGUUCUGUGCUUGGCACUGUUUCUUGCUUUCUCUUCAUGCAUUCAUGGGUUAGAUAUCACUAGCGCACUCAGCAAAUACCCAGAAUUCACCAAGUUCAGCAAGUACCUCACCGAAACCAAGCUUGUUGAUCAAAUCAACGGCCAGAAAGCCGUUACCGUCCUCGCCCUCGGCGACGACGCACUCGCCUCCCUUGACGGGAAGCCCCGGGACUACAUCAAGGCAGUCCUGGCCAACCACGUGGUUACCAACUACUACGACGAGAAGCUUCUCGUCGGAGCAGUUGGUAGCCACGAGAAGUUGGCCACACUCUCAUCUUCUGGAAUCUUCGUCAACUUGAUAAACGAUGGCGAGGUGGCUUUUGCACCCGCCGAGAAAGAACAGUAUGAGAGCAAGCUCGUCAGAACCGUUGAAACUCAACCCGAAUCACUUUCAAUCUUGGAGGUUCAUCAGCCUAUUUUUGCUCCAUCCGCCGUUGCCAACGCCGUCGCAGCCACCGUGUCGUCGGAAGGGAAGAAGGUUCAAGAAGCAGCAGCCGGUGUUAGCGGCGGUUGUCGCGUCGAGAUGGGGCUCUUUGGGGGAGUAGUUAUUGCCUUGGUUUCGCUCUUUGCUUCAUUGUAAGUUAUGAUUAAUGAUGACAUGAACAACGUAGCAAAUAAUGCUAUUGUUUUGUUGUUAUAGUGAGGAUAAGAGGAAAGUAUGGUAAAAUUUUUAAAUGUUUGUAUCUAUAUAUAUAUGUACAUGUAUACAUAUAUGUUCUUGUGAUGUGUUAUUCACUUAUUCGUUAUCAGAAUAUAAUUUUGUAUA
Molecule: messenger RNA, 1062 nt
Organism: Arachis ipaensis
Lineage: Eukaryota; Viridiplantae; Streptophyta; Magnoliopsida; Fabales; Fabaceae
Product: fasciclin-like arabinogalactan protein 3
Cellular component (GO): plasma membrane
Source: RefSeq, a predicted model, not a curated record